CUCCCCCAAAACAUCACGACACCUCCGACCACCCCACCGCAGAACUCUCUACUAUACUUACUUUUCUCGCCAAUUGACCUCUGUGAAACUCCGGCUCUUGUAGAAUUUGCUGCUGAAACCCAUCCUUUCAGUGUAGCUUCUCCCCUUUCCUCAACGGCUAUAACUCGACAAAAUGCCGGGCUUCGCUCAAGCAAACGAACUGUCGGCAUGGGCUUCCCUUCAGGAGCACCACCAGAAGCUCGGAAAGGAUAUUGUGCUCAAGGACUACUUUGCCCAAGACCCCAAGCGCUUCGAGAAGUUCUCCUUCAUCUUCAACAAUGAGGCGGAUAAGUCGGAAACACUCUUCGACUUCUCCAAGAACUUCAUCACCGAGGAGACAAUCGGCCUUUUGGUGAAGUUGGCCAAGGAGGCAGACUUGGAGAAGCUCCGGGAUGAUAUGUUUGCAGGCGAGAAGAUCAACUUCACCGAGGACCGUGCUGUGUACCAUGUUGCUCUACGCAAUACCUCAAACUCGCCUAUGGCAGUUGAUGGGAAGAGCGUUGUCGAGGGUGUCAACGAGGUUUUGGACCACAUGAAGGAGUUCGCGGAGCAAGUGAGGAGUGGAGACUGGAAGGGCUACACGGGAAAGAAGAUGAGCACUAUUAUCAAUAUCGGUAUUGGUGGUUCUGACCUUGGACCUGUCAUGGUCACUGAAGCACUCAAGCCAUACGGUGACCGCAGCCUCAAGCUUCACUUCGUCUCAAACAUCGACGGCACACACAUUGCUGAGGCUCUCAAGGAGUCGGACCCCGAAACCACUCUCUUCCUUGUUGCCUCCAAGACCUUCACUACCGCAGAGACUGUGACUAAUGCCAACACCGCGAAAGCAUGGUUCCUCGAGCAUGCCAAAGACGACUCCGCGAUUGCCAAACACUUCGUUGCUCUAUCAACAAACGAGUCCGAGGUCACCAAGUUCGGAAUUGACAAGAAGAACAUGUUUGGCUUCUCUGACUGGGUUGGAGGGCGUUACAGCGUGUGGAGUGCCAUCGGCCUGAGUGUGGCGCUAUACAUCGGGUUCGACAACUUCCAUGAGUUCCUUGCCGGUGCUCAUGCCAUGGACAAGCACUUCAAAGAGACUCCUCUCGAGAAGAACAUCCCUGUGCUGGGUGGUCUGUUGAGCGUCUGGUACUCUGACUUCUUCGGAGCGCAGACCCAUCUCGUUUCUCCGUUCGACCAAUACCUUCACAGAUUCCCGGCUUACCUUCAGCAACUCUCCAUGGAGUCUAAUGGCAAGGCCAUCACUCGAAGUGGUGACUACGUCAAGUACACCACUGGCGCUAUUCUCUUCGGCGAGCCAGCAACCAACGCCCAGCACUCCUUCUAUCAACUUCUUCACCAGGGCACCAAGCUCAUCCCAACUGACUUCAUCAUGGCUGCUAAGAGCCACAACCCUGUGGAGAACAACAAGCAUCAAAAGAUGCUUGCGUCUAACUUCUUCGCUCAAGCGGAAGCCCUGAUGGUCGGCAAGACUCCCGAGCAGGUGAAGGCAGAGGGCGCAGCACCAGAAUUAGUCUCACACAAGACCUUCUUGGGCAACCGUCCCACGACUUCGAUCUUGGCGGAUAAGAUCACCCCAGGCACAUUGGGCGCCCUCAUUGCCUACUACGAACACCUGACCUUCACCGAGGGUGCUGUCUGGAACAUCAACAGCUUCGACCAGUGGGGUGUGGAGCUGGGCAAGGUUCUGGCCAAGAAUAUUCUGUCCGAGUUGAACGAUUCUAGCGAAUCCACGAAGCACGAUGCUAGCACGAGCGGCCUCAUCAAUGCUUUCAAGAAGAAGUCGUCCUUGUAAAUUCAGAGUGUGGAGAUCAGGCAACGACUUCCCUAAUGUGUCACGACUGGGCUGGUGCGGAAUGAUGAAGGGUCACUAGACGGGUAGUAUAUAGUUUCAGAUUGAAAUUGAUAAGUAAAAUACAGUGCUGUACAAUCCAAGGCGUCCUCGAAUUUUGAUCGUGAAGAUCGAUCGUUGUUACAAACUCGAUGAGAUAUAACGAGACGGU
Molecule: messenger RNA, 2039 nt
Organism: Mytilinidion resinicola
Lineage: Eukaryota; Fungi; Ascomycota; Dothideomycetes; Mytilinidiales; Mytilinidiaceae
Product: Phosphoglucose isomerase
Exons: 6
Coding region: 173-1831 (552 amino acids)
Biological process (GO): glucose 6-phosphate metabolic process; gluconeogenesis; glycolytic process
Cellular component (GO): cytosol
Molecular function (GO): carbohydrate derivative binding; glucose-6-phosphate isomerase activity; monosaccharide binding
Source: RefSeq, a predicted model, not a curated record